Messenger RNA from Phytophthora sojae, 1899 nucleotides. RefSeq lists its product as hypothetical. Gene Ontology annotation, molecular function: protein binding. NCBI's taxonomy places the organism in Eukaryota, Oomycota, Peronosporomycetes, Peronosporales, Peronosporaceae. Bases 1 to 1899 code for a protein of 632 amino acids. The record is from RefSeq and is a predicted model, not a curated record. The transcript has 7 exons.
AUGGCUCGAGCGUCUUCACGUCCGCGACCAUCGUACGUCGCCUUCCAAUGUGCUUCGUCCCCCCCAUCCUGGACAGUUCUCACCGCUAACGUUGCCGCUCAAUUGCAGACCGAAACGACGGGCGAGGCCGAGCACGAGCAGAUGGAGGAGAUCGAAGUGAUCUUCGGCAGCUUUGAGCGUAUCGAUGGGAAUGCAUUAGUCAAGUGCAGGAAUCUGCAGAAGCUCACGAUGGUGAACUGCAACCUCGAGGUGAUCUCCAACCUCGAACCAGUGGGAGCCUCGCUCACCCACUUGUGUCUGAGCAACCAGAACCUCACUCGAAUGAGCGGGUUGUCAUCGCUGCGUCAACUGCGACAUUUGUAUCUGCAGCAGAACCGCAUUAGUCGAAUCGAGGGGCUCGAAAGCUGUCGGAAGCUGAAAACGCUGUGGCUGUAUGAUAACUGCAUCACACGUGUGGAGAACCUUGGGUUUUGCACGGAUCUUAGAGAGUUGUGGCUUCAGAGCAACAAAAUUCAGACGCUGAAAGCUACAAGCGGCGGGAUCGCCGAGCUCGUGAACCUACAAAGGCUUAAUUUGGCGAAUAACCGUAUCCGCGAUGUGGACGAGUUCGAGCACCUUCGGAAACUCGUCGUACUGCGCCAGCUAACUUUCGCCGACGAACAUUUUGGCCCGAACCCAGUUGUUGCCCACCCAGACUACCGAUCCUUCGCCAUCACGAUUCUGAAGCAAUCCAUGGAAUUCAACGAUCAGUUAGCCGAACUAACUCUUGCCUAUCAGCAAGAGCUGCGCUCCAUUUCUACAAGGAAAGAGCGCGGCAUCUCAAAUGCCCAAAUGCUGCAACGAGAGCUCAUCGAGGCUCUGAAUGACGUCGAAGCGUGCGUUACCGCUGGACAGUCGCAGAUUGAGGAGGAGAAGCGGAGGCAGCUUCAGCUUCGCGAGCAAAACGCUCAGUUACUGCGAGAGAAUGUGGCCAAACUCCAAAAAGAUUUUUGCGCUUCGAUUAAGGAGCAGUGCGAGCGCGAGGAGAGAGCGUUGCUUGAAGAAGAACGCGACUACGAGAUUAUGGAGCUGGAAGCAAUGGCCGAACAAAACCAAGCGCUCACAAUUGCAACGCUGCAGAACGCAUUUCCAGGCAAGAUUGCAUUUCAGCAGCUACUGCAGCACAUGCCGGACUAUCGAUACAUCGCCGAGGGUUUUCGAAGACCGACAAACCAGCAGGAAGCACUGUACGGCAUGGGCGAUCAGGAUGACCGUGAAGUCCACAUCUUACAGAUCUACCGCUUCUUCCAUGGUGACUUGACUGAAGCGUUUGAAGCUGCCGCGGCGAGAACGGAUAUCGAAGGAGGUACCGGGGGCAGUGAGCUGUACCUGUACUUGAGCUUCAAUAUGCUGCUGUGUCAAGUGCGAAUGCCGCAGAUAAUUGAGCUGUUCCACCCAGAGAAGGCGCGUUUAGGCUCACUGGAAGCACUGCACAGUCUCGCAAGUCCACGAGGAUCUGUACUGCCACCACCGCCAUCAGCGUUCCUGCAACUUAACCUGGGCGACCGUGGCUCGUGGUCUGCUUCACCGUCAGGUGGCCACGUGUACAUGGCUCGUCGAGGAGCAGUGCACUCUCAGGUACUGCCACAAUUUGUGUUGCUUGAAAUGGUGCUAGCCCAGUUCCAGCAGCAACUCCGAGCUGAGGUGGACGCCUACCACGCGCGACUGUACCAUGAAAUGGACCCGGCCACUGUGCGCGUCCGAGCGCAGUUCCAGCACGAGAGCGAGCAGCUCCGCAGUCGGCUCAAGGGCAACGAGGACCGCAUCAACCAGGAAAAGCUGGAACAGGAGCGUCUACUGCGCACACUCCGAGGCGGAGGGGACGCGAAAGAGGAGCGGGGAAAUGGCAGGCGGCGAUGA